GGUCAGCUCGUUGGGACAGAGAGGGAAUAGCCGCUUCCCGCGCGGCUUCUCGGACCACGAGGCCGCGACGACGUGGGACUCUCCGCCCAGCGGUUCGCGCGCUGAGGCGGGUACGGACCACUGCGUCCGCCCGGCCGCCAGCCCUGCCCACUUGGAAGCUGGUCCUCGGUGAGGCUGCUGUUCCCUUCCGGGCCUCGGGGGGCGCCGUCGGGACGCUGCGGGCCGGGUUGUCUAGGUCUCCGGAACCACCAAAGACCCUUUCAGGAGUUGAGCCAGUGCAGAGAACCCCAUGGACCAAUCCUUUGAAGAAGUUCCAGAACCUAAGAAGGAGGAACCCACGGAGGAGGAGCCCACAGCCAGCAAGAAGAGCACCGACCCAACAUCCCUGUCCUGGGGCUUCAAGACCCGAGAGGUCCGUAUCACCAAGAUCUCAAGCCACUUCCAGGCUAAGAAGACAGAGAAUAUCCUGAUCCUGGUGGCCUUCUCCAUCGGACUUGGCAGCACGUGGCGCUUCCCGUACCUCUGCCACCAGAACGGCGGAGGAAGCUUUCUGCUGAUGUAUCUCAUCCUCCUCCUGUUGCUGGGGAUCCCCCUCAUGUACAUGGAGAUGGUCAUAGGACAGUGGCUACGCGUGGACAACAUCCGGGCCUGGAAACACCUGGUCCCCUGGCUUAGUGGUGUGGGCUACUCCAGCAUGCUGGCCUGUGCCCUGGUGAUCCUGUAUAACAGUGCCCUGGUCUCCUGGAGCCUCUUCUACCUUGGCCAGUCCUUCGAUUACCCUACACCCUGGGAAAACUGCCCCCUGGUGAAAAACUUCAGUACCUCUGACAUCUCCUGCCUUCGGACAGAGCCCCAUCAGUUUUUCUGGUAUCACACCGUCCUUCGAGCCUCCGAUCAAAUAGAAGAAGGGAUAGAAGUGCUGGUUCUGAACGUGACCCUGUGCCUCUUUGCCACAUGGUUCUUCCUCUAUAUCACCAUGGUCACCAGGAUAAAGAUUUCAGUGCUAAUGAUGAUUUUCUCCAUAUUGUUCCCCAAUGUCCUCCUCUUCUGCUUCUUCACCCACAUUUUCUUCGUGAAAGGUGUGAGGGACAGCCUCAAGCGCUUGGUGACCACAGAGCUUUCUAUCUUGGCAUCACUGGACGCAUGGCGUCAGGCUGGAGGCCAUGUUCUCUACUCCCUCGGCCUUGGCAUGGGCACCAUCAUAACUUUCUCCUCCUACCAGACCAGAGGUGAGAACUACAUCAAGUGGGCAUCCUUUGUGGCCAUGGUCAACCUGAUGACUUCGUUGCUAAGCUCAUCUGUCAUCUUCCUUAUGCUGGGCUUCUGGAUAGAAAACAGUGGCACUCCAUGCGUUGAGAGCAAUGUCUCCAAUCUGCUCAGCCUGAUAGCCAACGGUGUGCUACCCCAGGUCGCCUGGCCUCCUAAAGACAUCAUCCAUCGAUCCCCACUGGAAUACCUAGACUGGAUCAGCCAGCUCCCCAAGAACAUACGGAACGAGGUCGCCCAUUUCACCCUGCCCUGCAGCAUCCUGGUGCAGAAGGAAAAGUUCAUGGAGGGCCCUGGCCUGGCAUAUGUGGCCUUCUCUCAAGCCAUCACACUGUUUCCCGGUUCCUCUUUCUGGGCCAUCAUCUUCUUCAUGUCUCUGGUUAUCAUGGGUCUGGGCACCAUGACAACACUCGUGGAGGGCAUCGCUCUUUCUCUGCAGAAAAGUAUCUCCACCCUGGAGAAGCAUCCCAAGCUGGUACCAGUGAUUAUCUGCUUGGGAGGAUUUCUGGGUAGCCUCGUCUUCUCCAGUCGCCCUGGCAGCUACGUGGUGUUCCUGUUCGAUGACCACCUGGUCCCCAUGGUCCUCAUCAUGAUCGUGGCGUUCCAGAACCUCUCUCUGGCUUGGGUCUAUGGAAUCAAGAGGUUCAGGGCUGAGAUGUUCGGCCAGCUGGGCCGCCUGGUAUGGGCACCCUUCACCUUCCUGUGGAGCUACGUGACAUUGCCCACACUGCUGGUCCUGCUCACCAUCUACUUCCUGAAUCUCUACUUCAGCGAAUCCCUCUCUUAUGUCUCCUGGAAUAAUAGCAUGAGCCAGGAAGUGAAGCAGCCUUACCAGAGGAUAGCCCUGGGCUGGGUCACCUUCCUCAGUGUCCUGGCACUGCUGCCGAUCCCCAUGUACCCGCUGCAGCACUGGUGGUACCUGGAUGACCAAAUCAUCUGUGAAACCAUAGAAAAACCUUUGUCCUCCAAAAAGACAGUGACCGUGCCCAAAAGAGUCACCCAGUGGCCUGUGCACCCCAUGAGGAAACUCACCCUCAGGAACCAGGAGAAAAGCAAGGCUUUAUUCCAAAGCAAGACUCCCCCAGAGGCCUUACUUAACCCCCAAAUUCUGAUAACAAAAAAGGGCAGUGAAAACUACUCCAGCUUCAGCUUCCCCAGCACCAGACUCGGCGGUGUCUCCAUGGCCUUCCCUACCCCUGAGGCAUCAAGGCACACUGGCCUCCCAGAAGGUAGUCUUGACUUCCACAGCAAGUGACAGACUUGAGACGUGUGAAGGGCAAGCUCGCAAGAGCCCUGCUUAGCAGCCGCCACCGGUAUAACCAGCGAUGUGCACCAAGCCCAGUACUGGCCGCACGGAAAGCAGAAGACGGGUGUGCAGACACCCAGCCCGGACUUUUUGUAGCCCCCAUGGGCCCCAGACAGUCAUGGAUGGCUCAGAAAUCCAUCCUCUAGCACUGGACACUGUUCCCAGGGCCCCCUCCCUCUCUUUGAUAUGGACACAAUUUGGGUGUGCACAGAUGGGGCCUCUGGCACAGUCCCAGUUACCAAGAGACACGGUGGCCCCCUCUAACCCUGCCGUCAUGCCUGUCAGGAGUGUGGCCAACCUCCCAGGGUCGGCCAUCUCAGGUGGCACCAAGACAGCAAUGUUGACUGUCAAUAAAUGAGGCAGUGGACGACACA
This is a messenger RNA of Rattus norvegicus (Norway rat), 2946 nucleotides long. The record is from RefSeq and is a predicted model, not a curated record. Lineage: Eukaryota; Metazoa; Chordata; Mammalia; Rodentia; Muridae.